GAUACUGAUUCAUAGUCCAGUUCAAUUAUGACAACAUUAGAAAGAAGAUUUGAGCGAUCAGGGAAAAAUAAUAGCCGAAGGACUAUGGCAGUAAAAGUCUCAAAGUUAGAGGGCCUCAACGAAAGAAGAAAAAACCUUAUCUAUCUAAUCCAUCUCUCUCUCUCCUCCAACCUCCAAGCCUAUUUCCAUUUCGCCCCGAACCAACCUAUGAGUGGCUGGCUGACUGGCUGCAACUGGUGUGAUGAAGCUUGUAUCCUCUGCUUCUGCUCUGCUGUCCGCAGCUACUCCCACCUCAUUUCCUCACAAGACUGACCAAAUUUCUGAACUUGCUGCUGUAACAACAUUCCAUCACUCCUUCAGAAGUGGUUCAGUGCCAAAUACGAGAAGAUCCCGUAAAUGCAAUCCAUGGUCCCUCUCAAGCUCGGCAGCGCCAUUUCUGCUCUAUGCAACAAAAAACCCAAGAGGGUUUGGUCCGGCAGUACCCUCUAAGAAAACCAGCAAGAGCAAGAAGAAACCAAAGACGCUAACCUACGAAGAUGACGAGGAUGAAGAUGGUGGAGAUGGACAGGAGGAAUCCAGCAGGGAUUCCGAUGAUGUCAUACCGGAGAUAGUCACCAACAGGAUGAUCAACCGGAUGGGAUUGUCUGUUGGGAUACCUUUGUUCGUCGGGCUGUUGUUCUUCCCCUUUUUUUACUAUCUCAAGGUCGGGCUGAAGAUUGACGUGCCCACAUGGGUUCCCUUCAUCGUCUCCUUCUUCUUCUUUGGGUCUGCCUUGCUAGGGGUGACUUAUGGGAUUGUUUCUUCCAGUUGGGAUCCCUUGAGGGAAGGCUCUCUUUUGGGUUGGACUGAAGCUCAGAAGAACUGGCCUGUCUUCUGGAGCUCUAUCUGGGGCAAUAGGUCUUCUGGCAACAAAUAGAGCUGCUCAUCGAGCGAGAGCUGAUGGGGAAGUCCUCAGAUUGGAUCCAUUGCAGUAAUUAGUACAUUCCAUGUUGAGCUGAGCAACAUCAAUGUCCUCUUUUUCUGGAAAGAAAUUAUCUUAAUCUAACAAGCACUACAAAACAGGCCAAUCGAGUUCUUAAGAAGAAGAUUCAGAAGAAUGCCAAAUCCAGGGACAAACCAAAAUGUAAUUCAAAUAAACAUGGAGAGCCAUCUUGAAAUAAGCUGAGUCGAGUUGC
This is a messenger RNA of Linum trigynum, 1175 nucleotides long. Lineage: Eukaryota; Viridiplantae; Streptophyta; Magnoliopsida; Malpighiales; Linaceae. The record is from the annotation of a GenBank genome assembly.